UGGGUGAUGCUCUCCCUACCUCUGUGACUGGAUCCUGCUGGAACCACACCAUGGAUGGGGGCAAGCAGCUAAAGGUCACCCUUGUUUUCAGCCUGCCACUCGUUUUUCAGUUCUGUGCUGGGGACAAUGUCACUGACUACUAUGACUCCAACAGCACCAUCGACUACAGCAUGUUCGAGUCCCUGUGUGAGAAGGAGGAGGUCCGAAACUUCCGUGCUGCCUUCCUCCCGGCCAUGUACAGCCUCAUCUGCUUCACUGGGCUGCUGGGGAACGGGCUGGUCAUGCUCACCUACAUCUACUUCAAGAGGCUGAAGACCAUGACAGACAUCUACUUGCUGAACCUGGCCAUGGCAGACAUCCUCUUCCUGCUGACCCUUCCCUUCUGGGCCGCGAGCGCGGCCACACACUGGCUUUUUGGGCCUGCUGCCUGCAAAGCUGUCUACUGCAUCUGCAAAAUGAGUUUCUUCAGUGGGAUGCUGCUCCUCCUGUCCAUCAGCAUCGACAGGUACUUUGCCAUCGUCCAGGCGGCCUCAGCCCAUCGCCUGCGGCCCCGGAUGAUCUUCAUCAGCAAGGUGACCUGCUUCAUCAUCUGGCUCCUGGCCUUCAUCCUCUCCAUCCCUGAGCUGGUUCACAGUGGUGUGAACAACUCAGAGAGCAGCCCCCGUUGUUCCAUCAUUGCUGAUGACUUGCAGACUUUCAACACUGGCAUCAAAGUGUCCCAAAUGGUGUUUGGCUUCUUAAUUCCCCUCCUGGUCAUGUCUUUCUGCUACCUCAUCAUCAUCAAAACGUUACUCCAGGCCCGCAACUUUGAGAAGAACAAAGCCAUCAAGGUCAUCAUCGCCGUGGUCAUCGUCUUUGUCGUCUUCCAGCUGCCUUACAACGGCGUCAUGCUGGCCAAGACCAUCUCAGCCUUCAACCAGACCAGCUCGUGUGAGGAGAGCAAGAAGCUGGACGUGGCAGAUGACGUGACCUACACCCUGGCCUGCUUCCGAUGCUGCCUCAACCCAUUCCUCUACGCCUUCAUCGGCGUCAAAUUCCGCACCGACCUCUUCAAGCUGCUGAAGGAGCUGGGCUGCCUGAGCCAGGAGCGCCUCUUGCAGCUCACCUCGUGCCGUGACAACAAGAGGAGCUCCUUUGCCAUGGAGACAGAGACAACCACCACCUUCUCUCCGUGAGCCCAGCUCCAGGCACGCCUUGGUGGAGCUGAACUGGUUUUGGACGUUUUCUGGACUCCUGGCAGAGUAAGACCUGCCAUACUGCAGAGAAGGGGGAAAUCUAGGAGCCUCCUCCUGUUUCAAGCAGCAAGGGCUGCUGGCCAAUGUCCCAUGGGUGGAGAGACUUCACAACAGAGCUGUCACUAACAGCAAAGCAAGGGAGAGGUGGUGAGUCUGCAAUUCCUCCUGUCAUUUCACCUUCAGCUUAGUCUUUCCCUGUCAAAAUGAGAAACGCUCAAAAUAGAAUGUUUUCCCUAAAAGAGACAAGUACCAAGAGAAAACAGACGUUGGUGCAGCAGAACUGCCUGGGAGCAUCAGCCUUGAUUUGGAUGCUGAUUUUAACAAGACAACAGCUCUGCAACCCCACAGAAAUGCCCUUGCACUGAGUCAGUCCGAGGCCAACCCGCAGCCUCGGUCUCGAUCCAACCCCAGCUGUGGAGUAUCCGAGCACACGACUGCUCUGCCUUCCCCCAUGAAAUGUGAGACAUGACCACAGCUAAUGCAAAAUCCAUACAAACUCAAGCCAUAAUUUCAAUUACUUUUUAUAACAUUGUAGCCACUCAUAGCUCUGUCAGGAAAAGUACAAAUUCUACUUUACUUCUGCCUGUAUCCUGUUUCUGGGCUAUCACCUGCUGACCUUGAGAUAAAUA
Messenger RNA from Zonotrichia leucophrys gambelii, 1864 nucleotides. It is a transcript of the gene CCR7, whose product is annotated as C-C motif chemokine receptor 7. The transcript is spliced from 3 exons. Gene Ontology annotation, molecular function: C-C motif chemokine 19 receptor activity; chemokine (C-C motif) ligand 21 binding; chemokine (C-C motif) ligand 19 binding. Lineage: Eukaryota; Metazoa; Chordata; Aves; Passeriformes; Passerellidae. Gene Ontology annotation, cellular component: external side of plasma membrane; membrane. Bases 51 to 1175 code for a protein of 374 amino acids. Gene Ontology annotation, biological process: cell chemotaxis; inflammatory response; G protein-coupled receptor signaling pathway. The record is from RefSeq and is a predicted model, not a curated record.